Clarias gariepinus (North African catfish) is the source of this 538-nucleotide messenger RNA. It is a transcript of the gene rps16, whose product is annotated as ribosomal protein S16. The transcript is spliced from 6 exons. The record is from RefSeq and is a predicted model, not a curated record. Gene Ontology annotation, biological process: maturation of SSU-rRNA from tricistronic rRNA transcript (SSU-rRNA, 5.8S rRNA, LSU-rRNA); translation. Gene Ontology annotation, molecular function: structural constituent of ribosome; RNA binding. Gene Ontology annotation, cellular component: cytosolic small ribosomal subunit; ribosome. The coding region runs from base 45 to 485 and encodes 146 amino acids. Lineage: Eukaryota; Metazoa; Chordata; Actinopteri; Siluriformes; Clariidae.
CCCGUGUCCGGCCUCUUCUUCCGGUGCUGUGCUGAACGCGAAACAUGCCGGCUAAAGGACCUCUGCAGUCUGUCCAGGUGUUCGGGCGCAAAAAAACAGCCACGGCUGUAGCCCACUGUAAGCGAGGGAAUGGACUGAUUAAAGUCAAUGGCAGACCGCUGGAGACCAUCGAGCCGGCCACUCUGCAGUACAAGCUGCUGGAGCCGGUCCUGCUGUUGGGAAAGGAACGCUUUGCUGGUGUAGAUAUCAGAGUGCGUGUGAAGGGCGGAGGACAUGUCGCACAAGUCUAUGCGAUCCGUCAGGCCAUCUCCAAAGCCCUGGUGGCGUACUACCAGAAGUACGUGGACGAGGCGUCCAAGAAGGAGAUAAAGGACAUCCUGAUCCAGUACGACAGAACUCUGCUGGUCGCUGAUCCACGUCGUUGCGAGUCCAAGAAGUUCGGAGGUCCAGGAGCUCGCGCCCGCUACCAGAAGUCCUACCGUUAAUCUCAACACGCACUCUCACACACUUUAUCAAAAUAAACCUGAGGCGAAAAACA